Molecule: messenger RNA, 1167 nt
Organism: Triticum turgidum subsp. durum (durum wheat)
Lineage: Eukaryota; Viridiplantae; Streptophyta; Magnoliopsida; Poales; Poaceae
Source: the annotation of a GenBank genome assembly
AUGGCGACCUCACUGGUGGCGGCGGCGGAGACGGCGCUGGAGGAUCUGCCGGAGGAUGCGCUGCUCGCGAUCCUGGCCUUCCUCGCGCCGGCCGACGCUGCCGCCGCCGCCUGCACCUGUCGCGCCCUCUUCGCCGCGGCGUCUUCCCCGGCGCUCCCGCUCGCGCUCGCGCUCCGCCUCGGCCUCCCGCCCCCGCGGCCCUCCCCGGAGGCCUGCCCGGCCUCCGUGCGUCGCCUCUUCCGCUCCCUCCACCGGCUACGCCGCCUCCUCGGCCUUUGGCGCCGCCUCCCCUCCUCCCACUCCGGCUCGCCAUCCCUCGUCGCGUUCGAGUGGGCUCCGCGCGCCACUCUCGCGGCCUCCCUCCUCGCACCCUCCAAGCGCGGCCUCGCCGUCUCCAAGUCCCCUUUUGUGACGCUCUCCGUGGCGGAAUCCGGUGACACGGUGGCGGCUCUCGGAGAGGUUCCGGUCUGCGUCAACUUCGUCGGGGACAACCACAUUGUGGUGGAGGCGGCGUCGGGGGAAGAUGAGGAGGAGGGGAUGGAAGGAGGAUCGCCGCCGGAGGAGAUGUAUAUGCAUUUCGCGAACCGUAGGAGCCCCGGGGCAGGGAGGAGAAGGCGGGAGAGGCAGGGAAGGAGGAAAGGUGGUCGAAUGGAGCCUGAACACUUUGUGAGGAUUCCAGAUGCUGAGCCAACCAAAGCGCGGCCGCUGCAGGGCCUGUGGAAGGGUGUAUGCGAGAAUAAGACUCUGGAAUUUUACAUUAUCAGCUAUGACGACAUUGGUGGAAUGACUUGUCGACGAGUUAGUGAGAAUAGGGGCCAAAACUCAGGCUACUCCCCUGUCUUCUGGACUACAGAUGCUACAUUUCUUGAACCACCAUUCUCUGAACAGGAGCUGGACCGUUAUAGUUGCCUUGAGCAUAUUCAAGUUGUUACUUGUGGCCAUACAGAGACAUGGAACAAAGCAGUCUCUCGGAUAUUGUGCAUCAAUUCAAGUUUUGACCUAGUUCAUCCUCAUCUGUUAGCUCCCUUCGAUGAUACCAGUAAUGUAGAGGGGAGGAUUUGGCUUUAUGAAGAUGGAACCUUUGGGUUCGGAUUCACCGGAAGCAAUUCAAUUAUAGAUCUCAACCAUGUCUCCAUGGAUGGUUGUAUUAUUGAUACUUCAUACUAA